This is a messenger RNA of Pseudophryne corroboree (corroboree frog), 2442 nucleotides long. RefSeq names its product heat shock protein family D (Hsp60) member 1 (gene HSPD1). Gene Ontology annotation, biological process: protein refolding; positive regulation of type II interferon production; mitochondrial unfolded protein response. The transcript has 12 exons. Bases 252 to 1970 code for a protein of 572 amino acids. Gene Ontology annotation, cellular component: mitochondrial inner membrane; mitochondrial matrix. Gene Ontology annotation, molecular function: protein-folding chaperone binding; ATP-dependent protein folding chaperone; ATP binding. The record is from RefSeq and is a predicted model, not a curated record. Lineage: Eukaryota; Metazoa; Chordata; Amphibia; Anura; Myobatrachidae.
GCGGAGCAAUUCGUGGGGCGCUGCUGUUGACUGUCUCUUGAGCCUACACUUCGUACAGACACUUCGCCAUACAUGUUCCCGGCCGACGCCCCCCUCCUCCAACCCCCACCCCCACCCGCAUGGUUGAACACACGUGACUCGGGAAGGAGGUGGAAGAGGUUUGAGCACUUAGUCCGGUUCAGUCUGUUUGACACACGUGUGUCAGCAACGGUAUUUCUUCUUGACGGUGUGCUGCUGCUGUUUUGUAAGAGAUGCUGCAUUUACCAAUCCUCCUUCGUCGUCUGAGACCAGUAUCUCCAGCCCUUGCACCUAAUCUGAGACGAGCCUAUGCAAAAGAUGUUAAGUUUGGUGCUGAAGCCAGGGCACUUAUGCUUCAAGGGGUUGACCUUUUGGCAGAUGCAGUGGCAGUAACAAUGGGACCAAAGGGAAGAACAGUUAUAAUUGAACAAAGCUGGGGAAGUCCUAAAGUAACUAAAGAUGGUGUCACUGUUGCAAAAGCAAUUGAUCUGAAAGACAAAUACAAGAAUAUUGGUGCAAAGCUUGUUCAAGAUGUGGCUAACAACACAAACGAGGAAGCGGGAGAUGGUACAACUACAGCAACUGUCCUUGCUAGAGCCAUUGCUAAAGAAGGCUUUGAGAAAAUUAGUAAAGGCGCAAAUCCAGUGGAAAUCAGAAGGGGUGUUAUGUUGGCAGUUGAUGCGGUUAUUGCAGAGUUGAAAAAGCAGUCCAAACCUGUUACAACGCCAGAAGAGAUUGCUCAGGUUGCUACAAUAUCUGCAAAUGGAGAUCAAGAAAUUGGCAACAUAAUUUCGGAUGCUAUGAAAAAAGUUGGUCGGAAAGGGGUUAUUACUGUUAAGGAUGGAAAAACUCUUCAUGAUGAGCUGGAGAUAAUUGAAGGGUUGAAAUUUGAUAGAGGCUACAUUUCUCCAUACUUUAUAAACACUACUAAAGGUCAGAAGUGUGAAUUCCAGGAUGCCUAUCUUUUACUCAGUGAAAAGAAAAUCUCAAGUGUUCAGUCUAUAGUACCAGCACUUGAAAUUGCUAAUGCUCAUCGAAAACCCUUGGUUAUAAUAGCUGAAGAUGUGGAUGGGGAAGCUUUGAGUACUCUUGUUUUAAACAGGCUAAAAGUUGGUCUUCAAGUGGUUGCUGUAAAAGCUCCUGGUUUUGGUGAUAACAGAAAGAAUCAGCUGAAGGAUAUGGCCAUUGCUUCUGGCGGUGCAGUUUUUGGGGAAGAGGGUCUAAGCCUGAAUAUAGAAGACAUUCAAGCCCAUGACUUUGGAAAGGUUGGAGAAGUUAUUGUAACUAAAGAUGACACUAUGAUAUUGAAAGGAAAAGGAGAUAAAGCACAGAUAGAGAAACGAAUUCAAGAAAUCCAUGAGCAGCUUGAGUCUACAAAUAGUGAAUAUGAAAAAGAGAAACUAAAUGAAAGAUUGGCUAAGCUUUCUGAUGGCGUUGCUGUUAUUAAGGUUGGUGGAACCAGUGAUGUUGAAGUGAAUGAAAAGAAGGACAGAGUAACUGAUGCUUUAAAUGCUACUCGUGCUGCUGUGGAGGAAGGCAUUGUGUUGGGAGGUGGUUGUGCGUUGUUACGUUGCAUCCCAGCUCUUGACUCGUUGACGCCUUUAAAUGAAGAUCAGAAAAUUGGAACUGAAAUUGUUAGAAGAACACUUAAGAUUCCUGCUAUGACAAUAGCAAAGAAUGCUGGUGUUGAAGGAUCACUAAUUGUUGAGAAAAUUCUUCAGAGCCCUACUGAUAUUGGAUAUGAUGCUAUGCUCGGCGAAUUUGUCAAUAUGGUAGAAAAAGGAAUCAUAGACCCCACAAAGGUGGUAAGAACGGCGUUAAUGGAUGCAGCAGGUGUAGCUUCACUUCUGGCAACAGCAGAAGCCGUAGUGACUGAAAUUCCAAAGGAAGAGAAGGAACCGGGCAUGGGGGGCAUGGGUGGAAUGGGUGGAAUGGGUGGAGGAAUGUUCUAGUGAACAUCUGGACAAAGAACGAUCUGCCAUUCUCAUUGUGAUUGUGCACCACAGACCAUCAAAAGUCCUGGGGUCUAUGCGAUCAGUGCUUUGUGGGAUGUCUGAGAUUAUGUAAUUGUUCACUGGUGUCGUCAUUCAUGCCUUUUUACAUAAUUUAUUUUGUACUUAAUGAGAUACCUCUGUACAUUCCUUAGAAUUUGGUGCCUGUGCUGCUGUUGGCAUUUGACAAUAUUGUUGGAAAGUAUUUUUUUUUACUGAAGUUUCAGCAAUGAUACCUUAAUUUGGCUAUGAAUAUGGAUAAUUGUUCAAUGUUAGACUUAGCAUGUAUGUUGUUUUGCUGUUGAAAUAAAAAUACUUCUCUGACAAGCUAUAAUGUAACCCCAUGAAAGUUUAACACCAUAAGAUAUAAUGUAUUGUUUGAAUUUGUAAUCUUUCAAAAUAAAACAUUUUGGUAUGUAUUUCUGUUUUAAAA